AUGGUGACCUCCAGCAGUAGCGAUUAUUCUUCCAGCUCUUCUGAAGAGGAUUCCAAACAUUCCGCGGUCAAAGCUCGAGCCAAGACGAAUCAUGCUGAAGGAAUGAAGCAUAAUGCACCUGACCGGAGGGUCACUUAUGAUGAGCUCAUGAAGAGAAAAGCUGAGGAUGACGAGUUGGAUGAUCGUCGACGGAGAAGAUCCCGGAUCCAGCAUCGGAUAUCAGCAGCUGAUGAGAGGCUUCAAUCCCGUGCUGAGGGUGUAACUUCAGAGGACGAACCCGUGUGGGUGCCACUGGAGCGUGAAAUCAAGCCAGACCGGCACUUCGUCAACAACCCUGACAGUGAUUCUGAUGAAGAACUCGAAGAGAAUUCAGCGAAAGACGACGAUGAUGAGUCUGAUAAUUCUGACAAAUCUGAUGACUCCGACGAGUCUGAUUGA
This is a messenger RNA of Papaver somniferum (opium poppy), 438 nucleotides long. RefSeq names its product nucleolin 1-like. Bases 1 to 438 code for a protein of 145 amino acids. The record is from RefSeq and is a predicted model, not a curated record. Lineage: Eukaryota; Viridiplantae; Streptophyta; Magnoliopsida; Ranunculales; Papaveraceae. The transcript is spliced from 2 exons.